Molecule: messenger RNA, 374 nt
Organism: Staurois parvus
Lineage: Eukaryota; Metazoa; Chordata; Amphibia; Anura; Ranidae
Source: the annotation of a GenBank genome assembly
GGGGGAAUAGUGCCCCAUCAUUGGUGUCAGUGGGGGGGGGUAGGGAAUAGUGCCCCAUCCUUGGUAUCAGUGGGAGGAAUAGUGCCCCAUCAUUGGUAUCAGUGGGAGGAAUAGUGCCCCAUCAUUGGUAUUACUGACACCAAUGAUACUUACCUUGCUGACUCCUGCUCCAGCCUGGGCUCUCUCCCUCUCCCAUCUACAGCCAGCAUACCUGGCUGCAGCAGCACCAUCUGCACGGUUCAGACACUUACUGGUCAGCUGUCUUCCUUCUCCGGCCGCUCUCCUCUUCACUCGCCCGGCUCCUCCUUUCCAAGCUCCACCUCCUCGCUGGUGAUUGGCCACCUGUGUGCCUCUCCUGAGCUACAGUUCCCGCG